AUGGCUUCCAAAAUAACUCCUCAGAUGUUCCGUGCUUUCAGAGCUUCUCCACGAGCUGUGUGGUCCGCCCAGGUGCCUCGUGCUCCAACUUUCUGUCGCUUCUUCGCGGCCAAGACCGAGCAACCGCGUCUGCGUCUAGGUUCAAUCGCCCCCAACUUUCAGGCACAGACAACCAAGGGCGAGAUCGAUUUUCAUCAAUUUAUCGGGGAUAAGUGGGCUAUUCUUUUCUCACACCCUGCAGACUUCACGCCAGUGUGCACGACCGAGCUUGGUGCUUUUGCAAAGCUCAAGGAUGAAUUCGAAAAGCGCGGCGUGAAGAUGAUCGGAUUGAGCGCGAAUGACCUCGGUUCCCAUGAUGAGUGGAUCAAGGACAUCAAUGAAGUUGGCUCCACAGAUGUUCAAUUCCCCAUUAUCGCCGAUGCCGACCGCAAAGUUGCUUUCCUAUACGAUAUGAUCGACCAGCAAGAUUUAGACAACAUCGACCAGAAGGGAAUUGCGUUCACCAUUCGUUCUGUGUUCAUCAUAGAUCCCAGCAAGAAGAUCCGCCUGACCAUGAUGUACCCCGCCUCCACGGGCCGAAAUUCCGCAGAAGUCCUGCGUGUGAUUGAUUCGCUGCAGACCGGCGACAAGAAGGGAGUGACUACGCCCAUCGACUGGAAUGUCGGUGACGAUGUCAUCGUGCCUCCCUCUGUAAGCACUGAGGAUGCGAAGAAGAAGUUCGGCGAGGUUCGCGAGGUGAAGCCUUACCUACGCUACACCAAGAUUUAA
This is a messenger RNA of Penicillium soppii, 768 nucleotides long. Its product is annotated as peroxiredoxin. Gene Ontology annotation, cellular component: cytosol; mitochondrion. Lineage: Eukaryota; Fungi; Ascomycota; Eurotiomycetes; Eurotiales; Aspergillaceae. The record is from RefSeq and is a predicted model, not a curated record. Gene Ontology annotation, biological process: cellular response to oxidative stress; cellular oxidant detoxification; cell redox homeostasis. The coding region runs from base 1 to 768 and encodes 255 amino acids. The transcript is spliced from 4 exons. Gene Ontology annotation, molecular function: thioredoxin peroxidase activity.